GAAGGGAUUUUGUAAGCCCGUUUGCUGCCCGCAUUUCAGACACAGAGAAAGUUCUAUGGGGAGAGGGGGGGGAGAGGGACUAAUGGCGACGCUUGGCAAGUCCCUCAGCCUCACGGCCUCAGUCCAAGUUGUUGCGGUCUGAUGAGAAGCAACCGCGCAUGUCUUCUUGAUUUUAAUUCCAGCCAGUGACUUGGGGCAGAAUGGAGGCCAUGAUGGGGGCCGUGCGAAUGGACCUGGACAAUGCCAAAGACAGAGCACAUCUUGACAGAAUCUGCACCAACGUUGCAUCUCCUGACCCAAAGGUCAGCAUGAUGGCCCUCUUCGAUUAUGUAGGUGCCCAGGACGUCGCCCUGCGAACGCUGAAGACACCAGGCCUGGUCAACAUGAGUCUGUACUGUCUAGAAAGGGGGCUCCUUGUGGCAGUACGGGACAAGCUUCGCAACCUGCAGGAGCCAGAGCUGUUCAGAACCACGCUGCCUGUCUUCAGUGACUUCUACUGGCUUGUGGGCAUCUUGGUCUACACGGCGAGGGAUCCAAGGACGGUGAAGGCUGUCUUGCGGCAGUUCCCGGAUGUGGUGAAGGUUCUGGAGGAGAAGGCCUUCUCAAAGACUAGCGAGAAGAGAGCGAAGAAGUUUUUGGAGGUGCAAAUGGCAGCCUGCAAAGCGCUAACCUGCUUGACAUCUUUUGAUGCUCUGGGCACUGCCGAUAUUAGGGACCAGAUUGUGGCAGGGGGGAAAGUGAUUCCGCGUAUGAUGAAGCUUUGGGAGAUGAAACUUCUGAGGGAGACCGACACGGAGAAGGACGUUCGGUCCAUUUUGAUCCUGCUCAAGAACUGCUUGGGCAGUGGAAGCACCACCGCUCUUAGAUGUGAUGUAGGGGAGCUAGCCUGCGUGAUCCCCUUCGCAGCGUUGGUGCUGCAUGAGUCUACCAAGCCGGAUUACCUUCUCACAAGCUGCCAUGUUCUAGCCUCCCUUGGGAAGCAGAAUGGAGAGUUGAGAUUGAAAUUAGCGGCUACCCCCAAGGCAGAUUGCUUUAAAGAGGCUGGCGUCAAUGUGGAGCACUUUCGCGCGCCUGCUAGAAAGUGUUCAUUGGGGGGGUGCUCCGCAACGGAAACGAGUGAAAAGAAGUUGCGGAGAUGUAGCAAGUGUCUGCAAGCUGCUUACUGCAGAAGAAGCAUUGGCCAACACACAAGAUCGUUUGCAAGACCGUUAAGCCGAAGAAAGUUCCCGGAAAGUGAGCCUGAUAAGUGAAGGUGCAAGACCAACUGUUCGAGAUCUUCUGUACAUAUGGCCGACCUAGGACUCUAGCAGCCUUUGCAGCAACGCGUAAAGUGGGCAACUACAUGGCUCUUUCGUUCAUCUAGAGCAGACUCUUUUCGUGAAUGGGAGCAUGAAGUGGCAACUGUUACAUCUACUCGUCAUAGGUCGUUCUCCUUCGAAAUCAUUGCGCUCGUGAGCAUGUUAGGGGGCUGAGCUCGAGUUUCUGAAUCGCAAUCAUUGGAUUCUGUAACCCAACAGCCCAGAUUUGUUUAGAUAAUGUCUAUACGAAGAAGACCUUGAAACGCCUUCCUUUCCAAAGCUGUGGUACGGUCGAAGCAGGAAACAUAACACAGACUGCGCUACAUAGUGACCGUUUUAGUUGCAGCGAGUCCAGAAACGAGAUUACCCCAGAAACCUGCAGGUUGUACAAGAAAGUGAUUCGAACGGUUUGAUAAUCGUGAAAUACAGCCAUGAUGGUCACGGUUGUCAAGUAGUAAGUCUAGGAUUAGAUUGGACGAUAGGACUCAAUGAGGGAAGCAGGCAUAGGACUCAGUAUGUAACCAUGAAAAGUACAUGUUUUGGCCAUUAUAUUUGAAGGGUCUAGGGUGCACAAGACAUGGAUCAUUAGGCGCAAGCUGCAAUAGUAAUUUCCUUGACAAAGUUCUAUGUACGAAGAUAGACUGAGGUUUGGCAGAUGGGCCAGAUCUAGAUUCAUACGAGGUCGGG
Messenger RNA from Klebsormidium nitens, 1985 nucleotides. NCBI's taxonomy places the organism in Eukaryota, Viridiplantae, Streptophyta, Klebsormidiophyceae, Klebsormidiales, Klebsormidiaceae. The record is from the annotation of a GenBank genome assembly.